AUGGGCGAUAUCAUGUAUAAGAACCAGCUGCAGGAGCUUGCACAGAGAAGCUGUUUCAACCUCCCUUCCUAUGCGUGCGUCAGACAAGGACCAGAUCAUGCACCCAGAUUCAAAGCUUCUGUCAACUUCAACGGUGAGAUCUUUGAAAGCCCAAACUACUGCACCACAUUGAGACAAGCAGAGCACGCAGCUGCAGAAGUAGCCCUCAAUAAACUCUCCACAAGAGGCCCUUCCAGGUCUCUCACUGCAAGAGUUCUUGAUGAAACUGGAAUUUACAAAAACCUCCUUCAAGAAACCGCUCACAGAGCUGGGCUGAAGCUCCCUGUGUACACCACCGUAAGAUCAGGUCCUGGCCAUGUCCCAGUUUUCACUUGUACUGUAGAGCUUGCUGGCAUGAGUUUUACAGGUGAGGCAGCCAAAACCAAGAAGCAAGCCGAGAAGAAUGCUGCAAUUGCAGCAUGGUCUGCCUUGAAAAGAAGCUUGGGGCCAUUGACAACUAAAGAAGCAGAAGAACAGGACCAGGCAGUUGUGACAGGGGUGCUCUCAAAUUUUAGACCCAAAGAUGAUCACAAUAGCAAACAAUUUAUAAGGAGGAGAGAUCAAAUUCAAGCAAGGAGAAGAAUGGUCAGGGGCCAAUGCCACAGAGACAAUACUAUUGCCUCUACAUUAUCAUCUCCAUCAUCAUUAUCCUCCACAUCCAGUGCUGCUAACUCUCUACAGAAUCAACACUGGAGGCUGAUAGAUCUGUUAACAGAUUUGGUUCCAGAAGUUUCAAAGGAGAAGCAAAACAGCUUUGCAUCUCUGCUUCCUCCACCCCCACCAAGAACAGCCUCAAAGAUUUUGCCACCAACUACACUGCUCAACAAAGACAACUCCUCUUCCUACACAUUAUCCAAUUCCAAUUAUAGGCCUAUCCCAGUACUACAAGUUAAUGUGAGGAGGGGAUCACAAGUUAUUCCACCUCCAUUGGAAGACCACCAAAGGGAUGAGGAAGAAUGGCUUGGUACUGGAAAAUCAGAUAUCAUUAUUAGUAACAACAAGGCCAUUGAAAAGGAGGGUCCUAGUAAUUCAAAUUCAAGUUCUGCAUAUAGGCAAUUUCCAUUAGGUCCAAUGAAGGCAUUGCCUACAAGUAGCCACAUGAUGGACAGAGCCAUGUACGCUGGAGGUUUCAGCCCGCACAGGAUUGCCCCUGCAGUUCAAAUCAGAUCAGUGAUCCCAGUUUGUGCAGCACCACCAGCACCACAAUCAAACCCUUCAAGAAUGAUGUCAAUGAAAGACACUUCACAGGCAGCCUUAAGUGCUUCUUCUUCUUCUACAAAUUCAGUGCCCAUGCAACCAGGAACAGAGGUCUCCUCAUCAGCCAGCUCAAAGUUCAAAAUGCCCGGGUCAAGCUCAACUCAGCUGGGUUCUGAGUUCAACAAGCUACAGUUAGGAGGAGGAAAAGACAGUAAGAUAAUCUGA
Molecule: messenger RNA, 1461 nt
Organism: Prunus armeniaca (apricot)
Lineage: Eukaryota; Viridiplantae; Streptophyta; Magnoliopsida; Rosales; Rosaceae
Source: the annotation of a GenBank genome assembly